Messenger RNA from Nycticebus coucang (slow loris), 599 nucleotides. It is a transcript of the gene MYMX, whose product is annotated as myomixer, myoblast fusion factor. The transcript has 2 exons. Gene Ontology annotation, biological process: skeletal muscle organ development; myoblast fusion. The record is from RefSeq and is a predicted model, not a curated record. NCBI's taxonomy places the organism in Eukaryota, Metazoa, Chordata, Mammalia, Primates, Lorisidae. Gene Ontology annotation, cellular component: plasma membrane; Golgi membrane; endoplasmic reticulum membrane. Bases 229 to 480 code for a protein of 83 amino acids.
UUACCGUGGCUCAGUCUCCCCAUCUGCACUCUGGUGAGAAACCUUCUGCCCCAGCUACCUUGCCAGAAGACAGGGCUUCACAAAUUGAGGUCUGGGGAAUAUGAAGUUGUGAACUGAUAGGAGGGGGAAUUUCUGCCCACCUUGUGUCUUUGCCAGGUUAGGCACAAGCAGGAAGUGCAAGCCUAAAGCCUGGGUUGCCUACACAGGCACUGACCCACUGACCCUGCCAUGCCCGCACCACUGCUCCCGCUGCUGUUGCGAGUGCUGCUGUCUCGUCUGCUGCUGCCUGCUGCCCGCCUAGCCCGCCAGUACCUCCUGCCCCUGCUGCGCCGAUUGGCCCAUCGCCUGGACUCCCAGGACAUGCGAGAGGCUUUGCUGGGUUGUCUGCUGUUCAUUCUCAGCCAGAGACACCCGCCGGACGCUGGGGAGGCCUCCAGAGUGGACGGCUUGGAGAGGAAAGAGAGGGCCAGGGGAAGAUAGUGAGGAAUACAGGGCCCUUUCGGGACCUCUGUGUCCUCCCCACAUCCGCCAGAAGCCAGAGUUCGGCUAAGAAGUGAGACCAGAGCUCUGCACCCCCAUCUCAGCCCUGCGUGACUUUC